Messenger RNA from Equus caballus (horse), 6492 nucleotides. NCBI's taxonomy places the organism in Eukaryota, Metazoa, Chordata, Mammalia, Perissodactyla, Equidae. The record is from RefSeq and is a predicted model, not a curated record.
GACACACAAGAAUUUAGCCCAGUGCUUGCACUCAGUGGUUGACAGACAAUAUACCCUGAUCAAUCCCUGCUAUUCCAGAAUGUCACCCAAGAUUACACAGGAUACUACACCUAAAAAGUCAUACAGAAAAAUUUUUAGGGUGAAGUAGGGUUUGAACAGCUCCACAUAUACCUUGAAUGAUUGCUCUCUGACCUUUGCAUGUCUGACAGGAUGAAUUCUACUUCACUCACAGGAUUGACAGGCCUGAACUAUGUGUAAAUCCACCUCUGCAUUACAUCCCACGUUGGGCGUUGUUAGUGCAGGACACGACAGUGGAGAUGAACUUCAAAAGUUGGAAUUCCUUUCUUGGAAUCCAGACCCUGCAGAUGUUCCCUGCAGAGAGAAGGACCAGUCUGACGGGAGAAACUUGGCAGAAGGAGAUCAAUCUCAGUCUAGCUCCAUGGGCCCCUCCCUGGGGCCGUUAUCCUGAAAAAGAUCCUGUAAGUCUUGAGGAUACCUGGGAUCCUCACAGAGAAGCCCGUCCUAGGAAACCCCUGCCCAGAUCCUGGUCCCAAAGCUCCUGACUCCAGUGACCCAGGCAAGCAUACUCCGUGGUUGGAUUUUGGUCUCCUGGGCAGCACUGACUGGAAGAAGUGAUUUCCUGGCUGCCCAAUUCCUGAAGUUCCUGAGCUGGCCACCAGCCAGGACUCAGUCCCAAGAGCCACAUCUGGGCAGGGGCAGAGCCUGAUGCUUGACCUGAUACUUGGAAUGGAGAGCACAGAUGGACAAGGACCUGAGGCCAUUAGCCACCUGCCCUGGGGGACUUAGGAGACUACAUAGGAAAGUCAUUGUCCCCAGGGGAGGAACAGAGGAGAGAAGAUAAUGCUAUCAGCUCCUUGUCCUCCAGGGAUCAGGCCCGGGGUCAUUCUCUCUUGGAACUAAACAAUAAGAUAUACCAUUUAUAUGGGUAAUUCCUCUCUAGCAAGAUUCAGGUCAGGUAUGUGAAUUUUUUAAGGUUAAUUUACCAAGAACCUGGCAGUCAAAUAUUUACCUUACUUCAUGGACGGGAAACUUAGGCACAGAGAGAUUAAAGUCACUGAAACAGAGUCACAUAGACCAUGAGUAGUAUAUCAGUUACAUGAGGUCUGUCUGCAGCCAUAGCCCCAUCAUCUCCCCAACCUGGGGGCCUUAUUACAUGUCUGUGGGCCCCAAGACCAGCUGUUAGUCCAGAUCCUUUCUUCUUAUGUGUCUGCAGCUCAGAGGGAGAGAUUCUUGUCUGGGGAGUGACAACCAAUUGAGAAUUCAUCAAAGUUUACUCUAGAGCUAAAUAACCUGCAUGAACAAUCAGAGUCAGUGCAGGGAAUGUCCAGGCUUCCCUGUCAGGUGGCCAAUCAAAGCUCCCUCACUGGGGGAGGGGAAACCUUUUAGUGUCCUCACCAUUCACCUGUCCACUCUCAACUCUGGGCAGAAUCUCUCAUCCAUCUAGGAUUUGAUACUUAAAUUACUGACCUGUAUUUCUGUCCUUCCUCCGUCUCAACAUUGAGACAGGUCCAAAAGGUGACUUCUGCUCAUGAUUUUGAGGGAAAAGUUCUGAAAAACAGCUGCUUUCACUCACCUUCAACAGACCUGCUCUUGAGUGCCAUGAUCACCACCCAAAAGGAUUUGGACACUGUUUUUUUGUAGUUAGAUGUUUUCCAACUCUUAGGGAUAAAUGUCGCUGUCUCCAUGGGGAUGACCAGUAGAAAUGGAAAAGGAGAAAUUGCGUUCCCAGAGAUCUAUAAGAAGGCAUGAAAGCUUAAAAUCCUCUGAAAGACCACAUAAAAUCCACAUUCCUGUUCCGAAACAUCGGUCCUGUUUGGCUUUCAUCAUUUCCUUAAGACAUAAUUAGAAAAAGUGACAUUAAUAAUGAAUUAGAUGAAUAAAACAUACAUCACAGUUACUCAUAAAACUAAAAUAGUUAUUUGUUUUUCCUCUCAAAGAGCAUCCAGUGUAUUAUGUUCAUUUUCACCAUGAUGUAAGCGUGAUCUUCUGUCAAUAGGCUAUCUACAAUUUUGUGAGCUGGUAGAGAUGACACUCCUUUUCUCUUUAAAUCUCAAAUACAAAACUAGAGGAGGUCCCUGGAUGCUCUCCCAUAUCCAACCGUCUGGGAUCAGCAGCAGGAGGGGCCAAGCCAAUAUCCCCUGGUCCUCAAAACAGAAGAGGUGCCCUGGGCUGUCCCUGUGCCCUGAUGUUCCAGUGUCCCUGAAGCACAGAUGACAGGAUGUGGGGCCCACAGAGAGUCCCAUGCUCUCUUUGUGGCUCUAUCCUAACUAACAUCAGAACUCUGAGCACUUUGCCUCUGCAGUGUCCACAGACAGCCUGAAGUUGUAGAAACUGAAUGCCUACUUGAAAGCACUGGCCCCAUGCUCAGUUCUCAUGGGAAACUCCUGGGUACACCCAGACCAUGCAACCAUCUGCCAAGAUGCCCUGAGACAGACACACAAGUCCUGGCAGGUGGUGGUCACUAAGGCUUGAAGGCACUUUCCCACUAGGUGGCCCAGAUCCCAUUACCUGGCCCUUCUCUUAGAUGCUGGGAGAGUCAUGUGAGGUGGUGGGUUUGGUCAGCUGCUCACUGAGAGCAUCCAGACCCUGGUGCCAGGGAGGCAGUGCUGGGCUUUCAGGCAGUGCCAGGAUGGGAGAUGGAGGUUUGACAGGGAACAUGCAGUGACAGCAGGAGCCAUAGGCAGGGUGUGGGCCACCGGGAUUAAUCUCUGAGAGAGGAGGACGUCAGGACCUUUCCUUGUAUCCAGAGGGGACUCUGAACAGAAGCUUCCACUUUAGAGGCAACGUCUUCAAGGAUGAGACAUAAACCAGGCUGGAUAUCCAGCCAUCCCUGUCUGCAUCCAGUAACAGAUACAUAAUAAACACUCACUAAGGGGAUGAGGGAAAAAGCACAAUAGAAGCCUGUCAUCCUCAUGUGACACCUGGGGGUCAGAACAUGUUCUGUGUAGACACAGGGGCACUGACAUCAGCAUGAGAGGAGGCCAACAAAUUCUCAUGGCUGUCCCAGGGAUUGGUCUUCACACUUUUUAGAGUCAGGAAGGAGGACAGGGACCUCCUAACAGUGAAGGGUCAGAUCCUGAUUCAUCCGAGAAAAAUCACACCCCCUCUCCAUCUCUACUUUGUGAAUGAUUUCUCCUCUCCCCCGUGGCCUGGGCCAGAAGCCCAUGUACUUCCUAUUCUCACAGAGAACUGAUCUUGUACAAAAUCUGGAUUCUCCAUUCCAGAAUAAGUUACCUCCAGGGAAGUCAUAGCCCUACUCUGAUCACAAAGGAAGUCACUGGGUGACACCCCUUCCCCAGGGUUCCUGGUCUGUGGGGACACCUAGCUGUGCACCCAUGAAUAUAUCUCACCAGCCAAAAGUGUUGGAUGAACAAAGGGAAUUUCCCAUGCAGGAUGGGACAGGGAAACCAGGAUAUGUUUGCUUCUAUCUCAAAGGGGCUGAGGGUUCCACAGGGGCCUCUCCUCCUGAAAGAAAGGAAUCCACAGGAUCCCCUUUCUGAGUCUCCACAUGGAGCUAGUCCACAUCAUGGGCUCUGUGAGGAGACCCAGAGCAGAUGACAGACAGAGACAAAAUGACUCUGAUGCAAUGCCCUAAUGUUGCAAUAGGAGAAACACAGCCCAUUGUGGGGACCAGCACCCCAGGCCCUGAGAUGUCAAGAGAUCACUCACUGGGCCUUCCUUUUGAAAGCUUGGGGUAAGAGACCUCCUCCUGAAGCAGCACAUCCAUGAGGCAACACAAGACACUGGGUCAGGAAUCCACUGGACAUUGCCUGUCCUUUUCCUGGACUGCCCCUAAACUGAGAUGGACUCAGGUAGCCCGAGACUUGCAGUGACAGAACCUGUGCUGACAGGCCCCUGCAGCCUAGAGGCCAGAGACCACCUCUGCCCAAGGCUCAGGGCAGGUUCACAUCCUAUGUAGCCUGGUCAGCAUCCCUUGUUCAGCCCCUGACAUUGGCUCUGGGUCUCCUCAAGCCCUCCAGGGAGCAAAAUUCAGACUCACAGACAAGUUGUAGGAAAAUAACUCAUAAAUAUGGCUUUGGCUAAGGGGGUGAAAAAGGAGCCUGAUUUCCAUCCCGCGGUCCAACAGACCCUUCUGAGUCCUUCCUACCUGCCUGGAAUAUCCUGCUCACUCCUCUAAGGUCCUCAGACCACCCUACUCUGUCAGGGAUCCCACCCAUAAGAAAGGCAGGGUGAUCACAGGAAGAUCAGCCAGGCAGAGGACAGAGGCCCCCAGGAUGGUCAGGGAGCACAUGGACAGGCUUUGAGCCACAGCUCAGCCAACACACAUGGAGAAGGGGGUGGUCUCCCUGAAAACUUCCCCUGAGGACCAGGGAGCCCACAGCUACCCGACCUCCAACCACCAUUAUCAUCUCACGCAGGACAUGCAGGAAACCUCCCCAUUCACAUCCAGGAACUGGAGCUACUUCUGAGACACCCAUAUUUGGUGACUAUAACUGGAAGCAGAGGCCAGGCUUGUGACACUAAAAGAUGUAGGGUGAGUCACCUCACCAGUCAUCACUUAGCUUGCCCCUUUCUCAUCCCCAGAGUCACCUCUGUGACCUUCCUGCUGGAGUAAAUCUAACCUUCCCAGAGCAUUUGAAGACACUGGGGACACCCUGGUGCCCAACUGGGUUUCUGCGUCACAAACAGAAAUAAUACCCCAGAUUUGAGGACCCCGGGUCUCUGUAUAGUGCUGACAGACCCUAAGGCCAGGAUAUAGCAGAGGCUAAUGCCGGGGGGAGGGUUGCUUGUCCACUGAGGGGACAGGGAUCCCCAUCAACCUUGCUAUUGAAAGUGCCUUCCACAGGCCAGUGUGAUCAGCAUCAUCUGAGAGCUUGUUAGAUGCAGACUCUCAGGCCCACCUCACACCUGCAGGGUCAGAAUCUGCAUCUUAACAGAAUCUUCUGAGUCUGAACAGGAAAACGGGAGAAGCAGCUCAACCCCAACGAGUGGGGGCUCAACCUGGCAAGAUAUCCACAAUCCUGGGCAGCUGCUAAAGUGGUAUUUCUAAGGUGUCACCUGGAAAGUCACAAUCUUUAUAAAGUUCCAAAGGUGAUUCCAAUGCACAGAGCCAGUGACAUCCUUUUGACAAGAGUCUCCGGUAGCCCCCAGGUUCCUACUCUGAAGGGAAAAGCCAGAAGGGGAUGAGAGAGAGGGAGGGUGACUAUGCACUUCGAUCAAGAGCUGUGGGACAGCCCAGGACACGAUGGCCAGACUUUCGCUUGUCCAAACAAGAGUUUAUGCGUGUGUGUGUGUCUGCAUGUGGCAGGGACUCACUAUUGAAGAAGGCGGAGGAGUCAGCAGUUCGGAAAUAUAGAUAGAAGGGAAAGAGAAGAAGAGGAACAAGGGAGGCAGGAGUGAGAGGAGGGAGGAGCAAGGUCCUUGGCAGAGGCCCCGCCCUGGCCCAUGUGACCCGCCAAAUUGCUCCUGCCCCAGAAGCAGGCCGAGCACAGAGGAGGGAAGGACAGCAGAGUUGACCCCUUGGGAGCAGCAGCACUCGUGAGUUUUCUGGAGCCCAAGCUCUUCUCACAGAGGGGAGGACAGAGCAAACAGCAGCCACCAUGCAAUCAUCCUCAACUCCUGCCCACAGAGGGUGUGUCACCUGGCAGGGGCGCCUGCUGGCAGUCCUGCUCCUAACCUUCUGGAACCUGCACAUCGCUGCUCAACUCACCGUUGAAUCAGUCCCACCCAAUGGUAUCCAAGGCAAGGAUAUUCUUCUCCUUGUUUCCAAUCUGCCUGCCAAUCGUUUAGGCUAUGUUUGGUACAAAGGGGACAGAGUAGAGCCCAAACUUCAAAUUGUAUCAUAUAUAAUAAACACAUCAGAAAUUACCCCAGGGACUGUGUACAGUGGUCGAGAGAAAAUCUAUGCUGAUGGAUCUCUGCUGUUCCAGAACGCCACCCCGGGGGACACAGGAUAUUACACCCUUCAAGUCAUAAAGAGAACUUUGCUAACUGAAGUAGGAACUGGACAGCUCCAUGUAUAUAAGCCAGUGUCAAAGCCCUCCAUCUGAGUCAGCAUAGGACAUAAGGACCCCAAUCAAGGAAAAUAAGAACCCCAUGGUCCUGACCUGCUUCACAAACAACACCAGGAUCUCCAUCCAGUGGUUCUUCAAUGACCAAAGUCUGCUGCUCACUGAGAGGAUGAAGCUGUCCCAGGACAACAGCACCCUCACCAUAGACUCCCACAGAAGGGGCAAUACUUGGGAUUAUCAGUGUGAGUUCUCCAACCUGAUCAGUUCCAGUAAAGGUUACCUCCUGGAUAACCUUUAAAGCUGGAUGUGAAAUAUGAGUCUGGCCCUCUGGCUCUUACCCUCUUCUAUGUUAUUAAACUCUGAAAAGAUUUUUUUUUCUUAUCUGUAAAAUGAUGGUUCUGAUGCUAUUUUUCAUUAGAGUUGUUAUGAAUAGUCAAUUAAAAAGAUGAAAAUUCCUUAGAAGAUUUGCAUUGAGUCAAUAAAUGCUCAACAAUGUGAA